Lampris incognitus (smalleye Pacific opah) is the source of this 2913-nucleotide messenger RNA. It is a transcript of the gene pkmyt1, whose product is annotated as protein kinase, membrane associated tyrosine/threonine 1. The transcript is spliced from 8 exons. Gene Ontology annotation, molecular function: ATP binding; protein kinase activity. The record is from RefSeq and is a predicted model, not a curated record. NCBI's taxonomy places the organism in Eukaryota, Metazoa, Chordata, Actinopteri, Lampriformes, Lampridae. Bases 367 to 2133 code for a protein of 588 amino acids. Gene Ontology annotation, biological process: protein phosphorylation.
ACGUAUGCGGUUUCGGAAUUUGGCGCGUAACGUCGUCGGGGUCGGGAUUCGAAGGGGGAACCGCGGGGGGGGGCGGGGGAAGCCUGGGCCAGUUCCCCGGCGUCAGACCACGGUUAGUCGGACGUUGUCGUUUGUUAGCCGGCUAGCUAAUGUCAACUUAAAAGUUCACGGUCCGUCUUCGAAGUACUGGAGGAUUAACCCGCGGUUUCGUCGGCUCACGAGCCAACACUCUUAGCCGGUCAAGCGCUACGGUUACGUGGCUAGCCGCCCGGGUCCGGGUCGGCUAGCGUCGACGCGACUCCUGGAGAAGGGAUCCCAGCCUGUGAAGAAGACACUCGGACUAUCAUUAUCAUCAUCGUCGUCAUUAUGUCAGUCGCAAUGGAGGCCACAGUGUCCCUGACUCCUCUCCCUGUUCCCACCCACUUCUCCUAUGCAGAGCAAUCCUUCUCACUAAAAAAACGCCGCCUGCCCUUCUCGUCCUCCUCCACCCCCUAUCUGCCCUCACCAGCCUGCCUCUCAUGCUCACAGCCCCCCCGCCCUCCUUCCAAAGGCUGCGCUGCUUUGAGCAGAGUAUUCACCCAGCGCCCCAGUCCCUGGACCCCCCUCUCCACCUCCCUCAACAAGACUCCCCCUGUGGCCUCCUUGUACAACCCCAGCAAGCAGGAGUCCUACUUCACCCAAUGCUUCACCAACCUGGGCCUCCUGGGGAAAGGCUGUUUUGGGGAGGUCUACAAGGUUGUGAGCCAUCUGGACGGUCGUCACUACGCAGUGAAACGCUCUGCACAUCGCUUCAGGGGCAGUAGAGAACGAAAGUGCAGCCUCAGGGAGGCCCGGAACCAUGAACGCCUCCCCCCUCAUCCCCAUAUCUUGGGCUUUGUGGGUGCCUGGGAGGAGGGGGGGCGUGUGUAUAUCCAGAUGGAGCUGUGCGUCACCAACCUGCUGCUCCAUGCUGAAAACCAACUUCCCUCUCCAGAUGAGGGGGCAGUGUGGACGUAUCUGUGUGAUCUUCUCUUGGCCCUGCAGCACCUGCACUCCCAGAACUUUGUUCACCUUGACGUCAAGCCGGCCAACGUAUUCCUCACCCACUCUGGACGGCUCAAGCUGGGAGACUUUGGUCUGCUGUUUGAGCUCCCACAGCAGGGAGCAGAGUCCGGAAAAGAGAAGGAGAAAGAGGAGGUUCAGGAGGGAGAUCCCAGAUACAUGGCCCCAGAACUGCUGAGGGGGGAGUGUGGACACCCAGCUGACGUAUUCAGCUUGGGUGUUUCUAUUCUGGAGCUAGCAUGCACCAUGGAGGUUCCCAAAGGUGGAGAGGGCUGGCAGCAGCUCAGAAAAGGUUACCUGCCCGCCGAGUUCACCUGCGCCCUGUCAGCUGAGCUGCAGGCCAUCCUGAAGAUGAUGCUCGCUCCGGAUCCCUCUCAAAGAGCCACCGUUACCGAGCUUCUUUCUCUCCCCUCGGUCAGGGGACACAUGUGGAGGAGACGUCUCUAUCUCCUCCUCAUAGAAGCCAUGCUCAAACUGGUCUCCCUCUAUCAGUCGGUUGUGGAUUUUGGAUGGCAGCUCCUCUCUUCCAUCCACCUGCCCUUCUUCCCCCACUACACUGCCCCUAUGCCCUGCACUCCACCAAAAGACAGCUGGGAGAGAGACUUCACUGUGCCCCUCAGCGCCAUGCACACAGAUCCUGACAGCUCUGGAGACGAUGCCGUGUUUCCCUUGGACCUCACAGACACAGAGCUGUCCCCAUCCUUCUCCCACAGGGUCGGAUCCAGAUUGUCUGUAGGAAGCACCUCCACUCCUCUCCCAGCCUCACAGAUGCAUACACACCCUAGUCCCCCAAACACACCUUCUCACUUGGGUCUGGGGGGUUCACCCUCACGCAGCCCAGCCCCCUCCCCCAUCCACUCCCACAGGUCCUGGCACAACCUGUCCCCUACUCAGAGUUUGAUACACUCUGAGCCUGAAAACCCAGCUCCAACCAGUUGCUCCACCAGGACCAGGCGCUCCUCCUCCAAGGACUCAAUUAAGAGACGCACCUGUUUCUGGGUCAAAGAUGAGGAGUCUGUCCCCCUCCCUGGCUUCGAACCAAGGAACCUCCUUGGUUUGUUUGAGGAAAUCGAAUCGGAGGGACAGCCAUGAGAACCAGACUGCCAGAAUGAACAAAAUGAAUGUUUUGUUUUUUUAAGGCGACAGUUAAGUUGGCCUUCAGGGAUAAUCUGCAAUGAAUGAAAAAAAAAAAAAGCAAACCCCCAGCUUUGCCUGUUUCGAACGGUUUGCUAUUUUGUGCUGCACUCUUAUAACACUUUUUUUUUUUUAAUAUGUGGUGUAAAAUUUAGACGAAAGAAAAAAUGCAUGAGAAUAUUAAGUGUGGUGUUAGGAUUUAUAGAUUCCGUUUUCAUCUGCUCUGCGCUGCUCCUCCUGACUCACAAAGGGAAAUAAACCUGAAAUCUUGAGGUGGAGAAUAAAACUUUGAAUCUCAGGAAAAGCUCAGCCUGCACACAUACAACCCAUGUUCCCGUCGCGCUAGAUUAUGAUAACGCUCCAUCUAGAGCAGUGGUUCUCAACCUUUUUGGGGUCCUGGACCCCCUGCGUAUUUUUGAUCUACCCUGAGGACCCCUCCACGUGAUCUUGGGGGAGGGGGGUUGCAAUUUGAUAGAAACAGUAGAAACUGCAUUUUAAAUUGCAUUAUAGCAAUUAUUCACUCUGGGGCAAAAAUAAGAGCUUUCAGUUGUAACUUAGAUAUAGUUAACAAAACAGAAUUCUUAUGCAGUAACUUUCAGAUAUAUGUAACAAAACAGAAUAUGUAUUCAGUAACUUUCAGAUAUAUGUAACAACAGAAUUUUUAUGCAGUAACUUUUAAAAAUGCAAACGGGAGCGAGAUCUCUUAUUAAAAUACAAUAAAUUACACUUGUGAAACAG